GGGUUACAUAGUGUUUACAUACACAUGGCAGAGGCUGUCUGUGUAUACAUACUAUUCCUUAGUCACCUUCAAUGGUAAGAAUGGCUGAAAGUGAAGCAGCAGUUGUCACUCCUCUUCCAGUGAGAGAACCUAGGGCUGAGAGUCACAAAAUAGUUCCUCAACAACAGUCUCAACGUUUAUGCAGGUUUUUUUCCCAAGGCCGGUAUUGCCAUUUUGGAAAAAAAUGUCGCUUUUUGCACCAAUAUGUGGAUCAUUCACCGGUCAAGAAGAACCCAGAGGCUCGGUCAGCUGAAAUUCCUGACCAAAACAAGACCUCUGAAAUAGCCAACUCCAAUGCAUCAGACCCUAGUCUAAAUCUCAAACAGGGGGCAAAUCCACAGAGGAGGUAUCGCCCAAGGAAACUGUGCCGUUACUUUGCAUCUGGGUACUGCUCCUUGGAUGGUAAUUGCAGGUUCUUGCAUCCUGCAACUCUUCCCCAAGUCAAUGAUGAACACCUUCCCAACAAAAAAUCGGCUGUAAGAAAAACUGAGGAAAGAAAGCCUGUUACUCGUCCAACUAUAGUCCCAGAAGAAGUUAAAUCUGCAGAUUUAACUCCAGAAUUAGCCAGGCAGCUACGGCAGACUGAAAUUUCGCAACUGUUGAAGAGAUUUCCAAAGGAUAAAGUCAUCAUUCAAGAAAGAGAAGAUGGGAAAGUUACUUACUACAGAAUCUCUGUCGAGCCCACCGAUCCAGACUGGCCUUAUGACCUGAAAGAAUUGGAGAUCAUGCUGGAGUUUCCUGACAAUUACCCAUUACAGGUUUUUACACUCCAGAUUCCAGAGGAUCAAGUAUUGCCUUCAGUUAUGUCCAGACACGUGCGUGAGGAGUCGGAGGCAUGGCUACAAGCCAAGCAUGCAACCAAUCAACUCAUUGGAAAGAUAGAGCUUCUGUUCCGCCCCUACUUGCUCUGGCUUGAUCGUAACAUGGAGAGACUUUUCACAGAAGGGGCUCGAGUGUUAAAAAAAGAUAUAGAUGCAGAGAAGGCGGGGAUAGAGUUUGUUCCUUAUCAGCAGUUGCAAGUGGCAGUUCAAACAAAAUCCAGUGACAAAGAAAAUCCUGAAGAGCAAACAGAGCUCCAGCACAUUUCAGAUGAGAAUCUAGAUGAGGAUGACGAUGAUGAUGAUGAUUCCGAGAGUUGGAUAAGUUGUGAUGAUGAGGAAGAUGAAACUGCUGAUAAUUUACACGGAAUGCGUCAAGUGAAUGAAGGUGCGGGACAAAUAAAAAGGAAGGGGACAGAAAUCCGGUUCCUGGGUUUACAACUGGCAGGCGGAGUGGCAACUGUGAUGGCUCAUCGCAUAACUGUUUCCCUGCAGUGCAACAGAUGUAAAGAGAUAGCAGACUUGUCCAUGACCGCGAAGCAACCGUGCAUUGCCCAGUGUGAGAGAUGCAUGAGUCGUAUCUCUGGGACAUUCCAUCCUACCAUUAUGCAUCAGUACUCGUCAGUGCUGGGCUUUGUUGACAUUCAGGGGGCUGUGCCCAAGGACCUCAUCUUACAUGAUUCUACCUUUGUGAUUGGCUGCUUAGAAUGCUCACAAGAGGGACCAUUGCAGAGUCUCUCGUAUGGAAUCACUAAAGAUAUGAAUUGUCUGAAAUGUCACAGCAAACUCAGCAUAUCUAUUGAAACCACCAAAUUCCAAAAAGUUGAGGGCCUUGGGAAAGCUAAUGUACACCGAAAUCUACCCUACGGCAAGAAGAAAGUGAGAGACCCAGCUAUCCAGCCAGGGAAAUCGCUACCUGACAAAGGCACGUGCAAGCACUACAGGAAGAGCUGCCGCUGGCUGAGGUUUCCAUGCUGUGGAAAAACGUAUCCAUGUGACAUUUGUCACGAUGAAGCAGAGGACCAUGAGAUGGAACUCGCUACCCGCAUGGUCUGUGGUUAUUGUGCAAAGGAGCAGCCCUAUACUAAUUUGAAACCAUGCAUUUCCUGUGGGAACAUGUUGAGUAAAAGCCUUCAUUCUAUCCACUGGGAGGGAGGCCGAGGCUGCAGGAGCAGAGUGAAAAUGUCCAGGAAGGAUAAGCAGAAGUACUCAAACACCGCAAAAACUGUGUCCCGGAAAAAAGUUGGCAAGAAGUGAGCAGCGUCCGAGAUGAAGUGGUGUCUGGCGACUCGUUCAUUGCACUGCUGAAUACAGUGAAUGACAUCAGAGGAGCAGAACCUGUGGUAUUGUCCAAACCAAAGAAGAUAGAACACACUUUGAAGAAUGAGCACAGCGCUCUCCAUUAUUAACCUGCAUGGUACUGCCACUUCUCUAAUUGUUCUGGUGGGAUGCAAUGAGGCUAAACAAAAAACAAAGAAUUUAAGUCUUGGAUGUGUGACAUUGUUAAUAAAGUUCACAUAUCUUAUGAGUACGCAUGA
Molecule: messenger RNA, 2395 nt
Organism: Pelobates fuscus (common spadefoot toad)
Lineage: Eukaryota; Metazoa; Chordata; Amphibia; Anura; Pelobatidae
Exons: 13
Coding region: 72-2114 (680 amino acids)
Cellular component (GO): nuclear envelope
Molecular function (GO): zinc ion binding; nuclear export signal receptor activity
Source: RefSeq, a predicted model, not a curated record